This is a messenger RNA of Tuber melanosporum (Perigord truffle), 1872 nucleotides long. RefSeq lists its product as uncharacterized. The record is from RefSeq and is a predicted model, not a curated record. Gene Ontology annotation, biological process: peptidyl-L-cysteine S-palmitoylation; protein targeting to membrane. Gene Ontology annotation, cellular component: endoplasmic reticulum; Golgi apparatus. NCBI's taxonomy places the organism in Eukaryota, Fungi, Ascomycota, Pezizomycetes, Pezizales, Tuberaceae. The transcript is spliced from 4 exons. Gene Ontology annotation, molecular function: protein-cysteine S-palmitoyltransferase activity. Bases 108 to 1580 code for a protein of 490 amino acids.
CUCUCACGGAACCACACUCUAGCAACCAAAAUUUCAGCUAAGGGUUUGUCGCGCCCUUCCUCCACUCUCGAUUCCCUCCUACAACAGCUCGGCCAGCCUGUAACGACAUGGGCAACGGGUGGCUGAAAGCUAGGGAAGGCAGGGGGCCGAGCAAACAUGCACUUAACCGUUGGGUCUCCUAUACAAUGCCCGUGAUCAUGGCGGGGGCUGUCGGUUUUGCGACAUGGGUUUUCGUCAUGCUAGUUUGUGUGAACCAUCUUCUAAUAGGCCAGGGACGAAAGGGAACAGCUAUCGCACUUCUGGUCGUUUACUUUGUCUUAUUUUUACUGAUGUCAUCGGCAUAUUUGAGGGUAUUAUGGGUUGUCAGCACCAGUCCCGGUUUUGUUACCAAACAGUCAACUGAUUCGGAAAACGAGAAAUUUCUGGGUAGUGUCGAGAGUCGUAGUGAUGCAGAGAUAGGGCUAGGGGGGGUUCAGGCGGAAGGAUGGCAAAGGGAAGAAGAGAGGAUACAGCCACCAAAACUUAUGGCCAUUGCAGGGGGUCCUCGGGCGAACGAGACGGAGUCCCUCCCCGACGCUCUCCAAUCUAGGUCGACAAAGGGUGCCCCGGGGCCCGCCUUUAGCCCUGAAACCAUAGUUCAGCCCACGGAUGGCCCUUCCAUAUCGUCGCUCCCCGCUUCCUCAGACCCUUCACUUCAGUCACCAGCCGCACGGACAGUGUUUUCUGAGAACGCACUUGGAAGCCGACCCUAUUGCACUUAUGGACCCCCUCGCCCCGAAACGGGUGCUGGAUAUCAAAACCUGGAUGAAUGGUUCAAGCGGGAUGCAUUUGUUUGUGAGAACGAUGGGCUUCCUAGGUGGUGCGUUCAUUGCCAGCUCUGGAAACCGGAUCGAUCGCAUCACUGUAGCGAACUACAAAGGUGUGUUUGGAGAAUGGAUCACUUUUGCCCUUGGGUUGGCGGAGUUGUUGCCGAACCCUCGUACAAGUUUUUUUACCAAAUGGUUUUCUACGGAGCACUAUACUGUCUUUUCCUUAUCGUAUCAAUCGCUGUAGUUUUCCGGCAGCAAAUAAAUGACAAUGGUAGACAAGACGCUCGAUGGGUUGCCUGCUUGGCGUUGGCUUGUGUAUUUGGCUUAUUCUCGGGUGCAAUGGCCGGUUCAACAACUCAGCUUGUUUAUCGGAAUGUCUCGACAAUCGAUAGCUUAAAUUACAAGACCAAGGUUUAUCAAAUAGCGCUACACGAUCCAAAUGCUGCCCAGAUACCACCUCCUGGCCAGAAGAUAUCGGCGGUGAUGCCGGCAAGAAUAUGGCUACCGCAAGAGCCAGGCCCAGGCCAAAGGCAAAGAUGUUUUGCUAUCGUCAGCACGCGGCCAGGGGACAAUCCCUGGAGGCUUGCCAGUACACUGGAGAAUUUUCAGGAAGUACUAGGCUAUAACUUUUGGGAUUGGUGGUUGCCAAUCAAAAGAAGCCCAUUAGAGGCAAAGAAGAGCGGCGAAGGUUGGUACCGCUGGAAUGAGGAGCUUUUGUCGAGGCUCAGACAUCAGGCUGGAAUCACCCAACCUUCAGGCCAGAGCUGUUGAAAAUAUUGCUAGGUUGUCGCGAUGGAGGGUAUCGCCCAGGGUACCAGAGAAUGGAUAGCUGCCGGCAUAUAUGACUUCUAUAACCUUUGUUCCCUUUCUUAGUGUCUUGUUUUCGGCAAUUGCAACAUUAUUUUGGAGUGAUGGUAUUUGUAUCAAGGGGCUUGCAUUUCCUUUCUAUUCGUUUUCAGGAUGGGAGGUUCUUUUACUCUAUAAUUCCGUAUCGCAAUAAUCCUUAGUGCUGCAUAGAGUUGCGUUUUCGUUACGAGAUCAGAGGAACCAGGAAGUGGCGGGG